Molecule: messenger RNA, 1962 nt
Organism: Cuculus canorus (common cuckoo)
Lineage: Eukaryota; Metazoa; Chordata; Aves; Cuculiformes; Cuculidae
Gene: OCLN
Product: occludin
Exons: 9
Coding region: 174-1694 (506 amino acids)
Biological process (GO): positive regulation of transcription elongation by RNA polymerase II; snRNA transcription by RNA polymerase II; bicellular tight junction assembly
Cellular component (GO): membrane; transcription elongation factor complex; bicellular tight junction
Molecular function (GO): cis-regulatory region sequence-specific DNA binding
Source: RefSeq, a predicted model, not a curated record
GCGGUCCCGGCCCCGCCGCUCCGGUGGCCGCAGCGCCCGCACGGCUGCCAUUUUAACGGGAACAAAGAGGAGGCGGAGGAACGGGCAGCCAGAUCUGCUUACGGAGAAACCCUCGGCGUUAGCGCCUGCCUCGGGCUUUCCACCACCGCCCACCUGCGCUGGACACCUCUACCAUGUUCGUCAAGAAGUCCUACGACAGCCCCCCCACGGGCUACGGUCCCCCCACAACCUAUGGCCCCGCCAUGGGCGAUUACGGCUACGACUACGGCGCUCGCUCGCCGCCACCGGGCUCCUACUACAUCGAGGACGUGCCACAGCACUUCUACAAGUGGACCUCGCCACCCGGCGUGGUGAGGAUCCUGGAGGCCAUCGUCGUCCUGCUCUGCAUUGCCAUCUUCGCCUGCGUCGCCUCCACCCUGGCCUGGGAAUACGGCUACGGCUUUGCGGGGGGUUACGGCAAUGGGCUGGGGGGCUACUAUGGCUCCGGCUACUACGGCAGCGGGUUGAGUUAUGGUUACGGCUACGGGAGCUACUACGGUGGGGUCACCAACCCGCGGGCGGCCAACGGCUUCAUGAUGGCCAUGGCGGUGCUCUGCUUCCUGGCGCAGCUGGGGCUCUUUGUCACCAGCAUCAGCAAAUCUCGCAGCUCUCGCUCCCGACGCUUCUACCUGGUGGUCAUCGUGGUCUGCGCCGUGCUGGCCUUCGUCAUGCUCAUCGCUUCCAUCGUCUACGUCGUGGGCGUCAACCCUCAGGCGCAGAUGUCCGGCAGUUACUACUACAACCCCUUGCUGACCAUGUGCAGCCAGGUCUACAGCGGCGGCACCUACAUAAGCCAGUACAUCUACCACUACUGCACCGUGGACCCCCAAGAGGCCGUGGCGAUCGUCUGCGGGUUCCUCAUCGUCAUUCUGCUCUGCCUCAUCUGCUUCUUCGCUCACAAGACGCGCAGCAAGAUCUGGAAGUACGGGAAACAGAACAUCUACUGGGACAAGGUGCCGGUGGUCCAGGAAGGGCCCAACGUGGAGGAGUGGGUGAAGAACGUGGCGGAUGGGGCCAGUGUGCACGACGAGACGGCCACGCUCGCCUACUCGGAGAAGCCGAUGAGCCCCACUGCCGCGCCGCCCUACAGCCCCCCCGCCUACAGCUCCCCCCCACCGAACGGGUAUUAUCCCUCCGGGACCUACAGCAGCCGGGGUGACCAGCCGGACCGGGCGCUCAGCCCUGCAGAAGAGAAGGUGAGGGAGCAGCCCACCAGGCCCCCUGCUCGCCGUGGCCGCAGACGCCGGCGCAACCCGGAGCUGGAUGAGUCGCAGUAUGAGACCGACUACACCACAGCUGUGGAGUCCAGUGACGAGCGGGACCAGGACCAGUGGGCCAGCCUCUACCCUCCCAUCACGUCGGACGGCACCCGCCAGAAGUACAAGCAGGAGUUCGAUGUGGAUCUGAAGCGCUACAAACAGCUCUGCGCCGAGAUGGACGGCAUCAGCGACCGCCUCAACCAGCUCAGCAAACAGCUCGACAGCAUCUCCGAGGACAGCCCCCAGUACCAGGAUGUCGCAGAGGAGUACAACAGGCUGAAGGACCUCAAGCGGAGCCCUGGCUACCAAACGAAGAAGCUGGAGACCAAAACCCUGCGCAACAAACUCUUCCACAUCAAGCGGAUGGUGAGCGACUAUGACAAGGUGCGGGGGUAGCCUGUGCCCCCCUCCCCUUCAGGAUGGGCGCGAGGGACCCCCCCUCCCCACCCACCCCUUCCAAAGACUUUGGUGCAUUUUGUAUAAAGCCCCCAAACCCACGAUUCGGAGCCACUCCACGAGGUCAGUGCCAAGGGCGCGGGGCUGGAGGCAGCUGAGGGAGCGAGGUGCUCCCCUUGUACCCCCCUUGUGCCUUGCAACCUCUCCCGCUGCUGUGAAUAGAUUUGGGGAGGGUCUGCAGCCCCUGCCGGCACCGUGGUCGUGGUUC